AGGUAAUAUAGGUAUAUAGAUUAUAAUAAACUAGAAAGUUUCAAAAAAUCAUAACAUUGUUAAUAAGUUCAUGAAUAGUAUUUGCGUAAAUAUUCAUUAUUUUUUGAUCUUACAGAAGUAAAAUUUAUUUAUUACAAUACCACAAGUUUGCUAAUUUGAAAUAAAACAUCAUUGUUUUUCAUGAUUAAUAACUUUUAAUAAUGUUCAUUAAAGUUUUAUCCACAUUACCAAGUGUAAUGAUAAAGAAAUCUUCAUUUCUAUUUCACAGGCCUUUAACUACAAUGCAUAGCAAUAUCAUAACGAAGGAGUUUGGGAAAUUUAAAGUACAAGUGCUUCCAGCAUUAUCAGAUAAUUUUAUGUAUUUAUUAAUUGAUAAUAGUUCAAAAGAAGCUGCUAUUGUUGAUCCUGUAGCACCUGAUGUGGUUUGGGAUGCAGUCCGUAAAGAAAAUGUUAAAUUAACAACUGUACUUACAACACACCAUCAUUGGGAUCACGCUGGUGGCAACAAAGAACUUAUUAACAGCAAUACCAAUGAUCAAUUGACUGUUAUUGGAGGUGAUGACCGAAUUGAUGGUCUUACAAUUAUGAUUGAUACACAUGGAGUAGAUGUUCAAUUGGGAUCAUUGAAUAUUAAAUGUUUAUGCACACCUUGUCACACCACAGGACACGUUUGCUAUUAUGUUAAUGAAGAGCAAAAUGGUGUUGUUUUUACAGGAGAUACAUUAUUCUUAGGAGGUUGCGGUAGAUUUUUCGAAGGUACUGCAACACAAAUGUAUAAAGCAUUAAUUAAAAUAUUAUCACAAUUACCUGACAGCACUGCUGUGUUUUGUGGACAUGAAUAUGCCAUUCAAAAUUUGAAGUUUGGUUUGCAUGUUGAACCAUCUAACCAACAUAUAUUGAGUAAAUUAGAGAAUAUUGAAGCCAAACGAAAAAUAAAAGAGCCAAGUGUUCCAUCAACUAUUGGUUUAGAAAAGCUGAUUAAUCCAUUCAUGAGAGUAGAAAAUGAAUCAGUUCAAAAAUUUACUCAAACAAUUGGUGAACCAAUUAACACAAUGAAAAUGUUGAGAGAUUUGAAAAACAAUUUUUAAAAAAUAAUACUUAUUUUAUUACAAUAAUACAUUCUUGUAUAAAUUGUUCGUUAAUAAUACAUUGGACAUACAAACAUA
Messenger RNA from Melanaphis sacchari, 1166 nucleotides. RefSeq names its product hydroxyacylglutathione hydrolase, mitochondrial (gene tzn). Lineage: Eukaryota; Metazoa; Arthropoda; Insecta; Hemiptera; Aphididae. Bases 201 to 1088 code for a protein of 295 amino acids. The record is from RefSeq and is a predicted model, not a curated record. Gene Ontology annotation, molecular function: hydroxyacylglutathione hydrolase activity. The transcript has 7 exons.